CUUCUUGCCCCGUCUCCCUUCGCCGCCGCCGCCGUCGUCAUGCUGGAGGAGGCCGGCGAGGAGGUGCUGGGCUCGGUGCUGCUGAAGGCCUCGUGCCUGCCGCUGAGCUUCCUGCUGGUGCUGCCCGCCGUCCUGCUCCUGCUGCUCGGGCCGCCGCCAGCCUCGGCCGCCCACGAGUUCACCGUCUACCGCAUGCAGCAGUACGAGCUUGGGGGGCAGCCCUACGGCACCCGAAAUGCUGUGUUAAACACAGAGGCGCGCACCGUGGAGGCGGAUGUGCUGAGCCGCCGCUGUGUGAUGAUGCGGCUGAUGGACUUCUCCUAUGAACAGUACCAGAAGGCUCUUCGCCAGUCAGCUGGUGCUGUGGUCAUCAUCCUUCCUCAGAGGAUGUCAUCAGUGCCUCAGGAUGUCAUCCGGCAAUUCAUGGAGAUCGAGCCAGAAAUGCUGGCCAUGGAAACCAUUGUGCCGGUCUACUUUGCCGAGGAAGAUGAAGAGCUGCUCUCCAUCUAUGAGCAAACGCAGGCAGCUUCUGCGUCGCAAGGCUCAGCAUCAGCUGCUGAAGUUCUGUUGCACACGGCAACUGCGAAUGGCUUCCAAAUGGUGACCAGUGGGGCUCAGAGCAAAGCCGUCAGUGACUGGCUCAUCACAAGUGUGGAGGGACGGUUGACUGGUCUGGGAGGAGAAGACCUGCCUACUAUUGUAGUAGUAGCUCACUAUGAUUCUUUUGGGGUUGCCCCGUGGCUCUCCCAUGGUGCUGACUCCAACGGGAGUGGGGUGUCUGUUCUCUUGGAACUGGCCAGGCUGUUCUCUCGCCUCUACACAUACAAACGGACCCACGCUGGGUAUAAUCUUCUGCUCUUUGCAUCUGGAGGUGGCAAGUUUAAUUAUCAAGGGACCAAGAGGUGGCUGGAAGACAACUUGGAUCACACAGAUUCCAGUUUGCUGCAGGACAAUGUGGCGUUUGUCCUCUGCCUGGACACUCUGGGGAGAGGGAACAGCCUUCACCUGCACGUCUCAAAGCCUCCAAAGGAGGGGACUCUGCAGCAUGCUUUUCUGAAGGAGUUGGAACAGGUAGUCGCCAGCCAGUUUCCAGAGGUGCGGUUCUCCAUGGUGCACAAAAAAAUCAACCUGGCAGAAGACAUGCUGGCUUGGGAGCACGAGCGCUUUGCCAUCCGGCGGCUGCCAGCCUUCACAGUUUCCCACCUCGAGAGUCACCGAGACGGCCUGCGCAACAGCAUCAUGGACGUGAGGUCAGCUGCUGGAGCCCGGGUGGACCCCAAAAUACUGACUCGCAACACCCGCAUCAUUAUGGAGGCAUUGACAAGGGUAAUCUACAACCUAACAGAGAAGGGAGUACCUGCUGACCUCCAGAUCUUCACAGAGCAGAUGCAGAUCCAGCAGGAACAGAUGGAGUCCGUGAUGGACUGGCUCACCAGCCAGCCCAGGGCUGCCCAGUUGGUUGACAAAGACAGCACUUUUAUCAACACAUUAGAGUAUUACAUGAGCCGCUACUUGAAAGAUGUCAAGCAGCAUCACGUGAAGGCAGACAAACGGGAUCCUGAGUUUGUUUUCUACGACCAGUUGAAGCAAGUCAUGAAUGCCUAUAGAGUCAAGCCUGCCAUCUUCGAUCUCCUUUUGGCUCUCUGCAUAGCAGCUUACCUUGGAGUGGCCUACGUAGCUGUCCAGCAUUUCAGUCUCCUUUACAAGCUUGUGCAGAGGUUAUCCCUGAAAUCCAAGCAGCAAUGAAAAGGACAAAGCGAUGCUGUCAGGGAGAAGCCCUUCUCCUUGCAUCGGAUGCUACUGCUGCUCGUUUCCCUGUUUUCUCUCGUACUACACUGGAACAGGGAGCAAAAGCUGACCCGGAAGACACUUCAACUCCCUUGCAUUUUGCAAACCUGCAUUUCCCCCCUCUCCCACCCCUUCCCUGGGACAGGACUGCAGAUGUGCACCACUCCUUUCAGAAUGAUCCGGCACUGGGUGGCUCUUUCUUUUCUCUCCCCACCCCCUUGGAAGCCAUCCACCGAACAAAGACGUUUCCAUAAAGUCAAAGCUGCUAUACAAAAAGCGAGUGACAUGUGCCAUAGGUCUAAGCUUGGGGGGCAGAAACCUUGGGGGGCUUGGCGCAUGGGGCCUGCCUGUCAAAUGGAGAACUUGAAGUGACGGUUGGUUUGUGUUUUGUUUUUGUUCUGUUGUUUUUUUUUU
Molecule: messenger RNA, 2202 nt
Organism: Elgaria multicarinata webbii
Lineage: Eukaryota; Metazoa; Chordata; Lepidosauria; Squamata; Anguidae
Gene: NCLN
Product: nicalin
Exons: 15
Coding region: 40-1746 (568 amino acids)
Biological process (GO): regulation of signal transduction
Cellular component (GO): endoplasmic reticulum membrane
Source: RefSeq, a predicted model, not a curated record